Cladocopium goreaui is the source of this 1684-nucleotide messenger RNA. Lineage: Eukaryota; Dinophyceae; Suessiales; Symbiodiniaceae. The record is from the annotation of a GenBank genome assembly.
GAGAGUGUAGCCGAAGUGGUACUCCUUCCGUCGUUCUUCGACGGCCUGUGCGAAGGGCCAGAUGGCGGCCCUUUUCAGCACACACAAGCGCCGUUCGUCUUGGACGACUUCCGCGCACUCUGCGCGGAACUCUACCCAGCGGUGCUGGCAAAGCUUCUCCGGAAGCAGGAGAUGUCGUCUCCCACCUGUCACGUCUUGCGUUUGUCUUGCAGAUGUGGUGCCCCCAUUGCAUCCGAAUUGCCGUACGCUUGCCGCCCACAACUUCCAACGGUCUUCCAGGCGUGGCCCACAGUCAUUUCCCGAUUGCGUCUCAUUUGUUGCCUGGUUGCCUUCGAGAUAUGGUCCUCCAAUGCCUCUUUAUUGGUUUCCCUGGCCUUUACAUGUCUCCCCGUGUGCCUUGUGCUGCCCGGCUCGCCGGAUGUCUCUCUUUACUUGUCUCCCUUCAUGUGUCUCGUGGUGCUUGAUGUACUGGCACUGGCGGGAUUAUACUUGAUCCCGCCAGUGCCCAAGAAGAAGGCCGCGCCGGGGUACCAGGAGGAGGUGGAAGAAGGCGAGCAGGAUCAGUGGCCCAUCUUUCCGGGCGAGGUUGGGCCCAUGGAGCCCCUCAUCCCGGAAGGGGUUAUGCUGCGUGGGCUAAAAGAGUUAGAUGCAUGCCGGAUGAGCCGUGAACUCGGCCCGGUGUUUUGCAUCGACUUCAAGACUCGCACCCACAAGCCCCAGUUCCUUCUGCAAUGGCAGGGCUCGAAGGCGUUGGACGAGUGCCUGAGCUUCUUGCUGGAUGCUAUGGCGGAAGUGCUCCCGGGCUCUCUCGCCGACCGCCUUUUCCAGGGCCGGGUCGACAGCACCCCGGAGUGCCCCGCUUGCGGCAGCGUCUUCGUUGGAGAGUCGUGCCCGUUCCGCUUGCUGACGCUGCCUUUGGCGGAGGCCACUCCGACCUUGGAGGACAUUCUGCAAGCCUUUGAAGGCAAGGAGCAGCUGUCGCCCGAGAACGCGUGGAAGCGUGCCGCGGCUGUGCGAAAAAUGUGCAAGCGAUCAAGCAGCUUGCCGUUGCCAAGCUGGAGCUCAGGGGUGGAUGACAGGCAGGCUUUAAAGAAGGUCCCCUACCCGGCACGCUUUGGCGAGCAUGCGCAGCGCCGCGGCCAGUGGCACACCUUCAGCGAUGACGUGGUGCAAGAGGCUGUGAGUUUGCCAGAGGUUCUGGGGCACGAGGCGUACAUUCUCUUGUACCAGCACCGGGCCGCUCUUGGGGAGCCGGCGCUCGAUGCUUACGAACGAGCAAGUGUAGCAGAUGCGCUCGGGUGCUUCCAAGUGGCCCCCUUCACGCCGCGUACGCCCAGCAUUGCGCCCACCUGCCUCGAUGAAAGCUCGGAAGACGAGGGCGAAGAGAAGGCUUUGCAUUCAGCGCGUGGGGCGCAGAAGCGACUUCAGGAUGAAGAUGCGAUCGAGGCAGGAGAGUUAAGUUCUUCAAACAUACACAACGAGACAAAAUGGGAACAGAUGCUUUCGUUUUGCUGGAAGCAUGGCGUGCCCACUGAGACUGCGCAUAAAAAGCCGCGUUUGAGCACCGCAGAAGCAGGGGCUUUGUGUCCUGUAUGGCACGCCAUCCUGCAUACUCCCUGGUCGUCCCGAACGUCAGCCUUGAAGGGCCUUACUUCCCAUUGCCACGAAGGCAACGGGAAUGGCG